CCGUUUUGCAUAGAUCUCUAUGCUGUUUUGACGCGAAUGGCGCCGCCUACCGUCAGUGAUUUCGCGCACGAUCGUUUUUCGAGUGCAGCGCUAACCACUCUGCAACUAUUCCGCCCGUAGGAUUGGCAAAAAUAUGCAAAAAUAUGAGAAACUCGAAAAAAUAGGAGAAGGCACUUAUGGAACCGUUUUCAAAGCAAAGAAUCGCGAGACUCACGAAAUCGUUGCCCUGAAGAGAGUACGAUUAGAUGAUGACGACGAAUUUCUUACACAGGGUGUACCGUCCUCUGCUCUUAGAGAGAUUUGUUUACUGAAGGAGUUGAAGCACAAAAAUAUUGUCAGGCUGUACGACGUGUUGCACAGUGACAAAAAAUUAACAUUAGUCUUCGAGCACUGCGAUCAGGACCUGAAGAAGUAUUUUGAUAGUCUGAACGGAGAGAUCGAUUUAGAUGUCGUCAAAUCGUUUUUAUACCAGUUACUGCGUGGAUUGGCAUUUUGCCAUAGUCGAAAUGUAUUGCACAGAGAUCUCAAGCCACAAAAUUUGCUCAUUAACAAGAACGGGGAGUUGAAAUUAGCUGACUUUGGACUGGCGAGAGCCUUUGGAAUUCCUGUGAAAUGUUAUUCCGCGGAAGUUGUCACGCUAUGGUACCGUCCUCCAGAUGUUCUUUUUGGAGCAAAAUUAUACACAACGUCCAUCGACAUGUGGAGCGCCGGAUGUAUAUUCGCUGAAUUAGCGAACGCUGGCAUACCACUGUUUCCUGGUUCAGACGUGGACGAUCAACUGAAGCGAAUAUUCAAGAUGUUGGGCACGCCGACCGAGGCGACUUGGCCAGAUUUUACGACUCUUCCCGACUACAAGCCCAUCCCACCGUACCACCCUGGCCAAGGAUUAGCUCAAGUUACACCGAAACUUAAUUCCAGGGGCAGAGAUCUACUACAGAGAUUGUUAGUAUGUAAUCCGGCUCUAAGAUUGUCGGCAGACGAAGCAAUGGCGCAUCCCUACUUCAACGAUUUGAACCCUGUCAUCAAAAACGAUCGUUGCCAAUAACGAAUUCCAGGUUACCUUAAGCUCGACGAUCAAAUGCGCAUACCGCAGCGACCAAAAUCACACCGACGAAGAUGUUUUGUUAACUCAUUUGCAUCUGUAAGCGGAAUAGCACGCUCACGACAAUGUUCACGUGUCACUAGUCGCAGAUUACACUGCUUUCAGCAAUGCCUAAGGAACUAACAUUUGCUAAAUGAGAAAAUGGCGAAACUACUCUAUUUUCAAUUGAAGAUAUAGCUGUCAUAAAAUGGAAAGAUAAGAAAGGCAUGGUUGUAUUAACAAUGAUAGCUUCGUUAGAUUUUUCCAAGACGAGAAAAGUAAUCAGAUUCAGCGGAGACAAAAUUUAAAAAAUAUUUCCAUCGAAAACAGAGUAAAAGAACAUUUAAAGGAUACAAAGUAUGUUUAGCCAAAUCCUUUAAAAGAGAAAUUUUGUCGAUGCGAUAUUUGUGACGUUAUCGUUAUAUAUCUUUUAUUUUAAAGAUUACCAUAUUAAUAAAAUAAUCUACUGAUUAUCUCAAUUUAUUGACUGUACAAAUGUAUGAUACUAUCGUUUGUUUUAAUUAUUACAUGUAAUUUCUAAGUAAAAUCAAUAACAAAAACAUAGGAACUAUCGUUACACAGUAAUACGCGAAAAGUGCGGUGAUACGAGCCGACUGUCGAUAGAACGUCUCGGAUAAAUACAGCGGCUAGCGUAUACAGAGCUAUGAUGCAAAUGAGUUAAUAUAUACAUAUUAUUAUUAAUUAUUAUUAUUAUUAUUAUUAUUAUACAUGUGUAUUUCGCACUCAGUACGUCGAUCAAGAUGCGAAAUAAACAUCAACGAGUCCUGUUUUCUAAGAAUGUUCAAGAGGAAUUAAUAAAUUGUCAAUUUUA
Messenger RNA from Hylaeus anthracinus, 1913 nucleotides. RefSeq names its product cyclin-dependent kinase 5 (gene Cdk5). Gene Ontology annotation, cellular component: cytoplasm; nucleus. Gene Ontology annotation, biological process: neuron apoptotic process; axonogenesis; protein phosphorylation. Gene Ontology annotation, molecular function: ATP binding; cyclin-dependent protein serine/threonine kinase activity. The transcript is spliced from 7 exons. NCBI's taxonomy places the organism in Eukaryota, Metazoa, Arthropoda, Insecta, Hymenoptera, Colletidae. The record is from RefSeq and is a predicted model, not a curated record. Bases 134 to 1045 code for a protein of 303 amino acids.